AUGAAAAAUCACAAGAAUCGGCCUGCUGGCGCCGCACCAUUCCCCGAAGUGAAUGAGGUGUACGCCCACUACUCUAGGCGUGGAAAAGGUCAUGGCCCCAGUCGUGCUCGUGCUCGUGAUAGUGGUUGUGGUCGUGAUACUGGUCAAGGAAGAAAUUCUUCUCUUGGUGUUAAUCAUUCAUCAAAGAAGAAUCACUACCAGAAAGGGAAAAAUAAGGAUGAUAGGCAUGAAGUGCCAGAAGCACGUGGCUCAGAAAAUAAAUGCUAUCGAUGUGGUGGAAGUGGACACUGGUCACAUACCUGUCGUACGACAAAACACUUGGUUGAGCUUUAUCAGGCAUCAAUGAAAAGGAAAGAGAAAAAUCCUGAAGCUAAUUUUAUCUCUGAAAAUCAAGUUGACAUCACACACUUGGAUGUAACAGAUUUCUUUGAGAGAAGGAAAGAUAGAUCACUUGAUUGGUGA
Molecule: messenger RNA, 462 nt
Organism: Lycium barbarum (goji berry)
Lineage: Eukaryota; Viridiplantae; Streptophyta; Magnoliopsida; Solanales; Solanaceae
Exons: 1
Coding region: 1-462 (153 amino acids)
Molecular function (GO): nucleic acid binding; zinc ion binding
Source: RefSeq, a predicted model, not a curated record